This is a messenger RNA of Myotis myotis, 1904 nucleotides long. RefSeq names its product proline rich 5 (gene PRR5). NCBI's taxonomy places the organism in Eukaryota, Metazoa, Chordata, Mammalia, Chiroptera, Vespertilionidae. The coding region runs from base 284 to 1429 and encodes 381 amino acids. Gene Ontology annotation, biological process: TORC2 signaling. Gene Ontology annotation, cellular component: TORC2 complex. The record is from RefSeq and is a predicted model, not a curated record. The transcript has 8 exons.
CCGGCCUGUGUUUGCGCCGGGUCCGCGCUGCCCGCGGUGCUCGGGGCGCUCCACGCUGCCGCCGCUCGGAGCAAUGAUUAACCCGGAGGGCCGGCCGGCGCCGGGCCCGGGGCGGAGGCGUGGGGCCGGGGCGGGACCCCGGAGGGCCGCUCGGCUUCCUGCUCUCUCCCAAGUUUCCUCGUAGAGAGCGCAGCGCCGGCCGGGGCCCGCGGCGCGGGGUGGCGCGUGGCGCAGGGCGCGGCGCCGGACGCGCGUGGGCGCGGAGCGGGCCGCCGGGGUCACGAUGAGGACUCUCCGCAGGUUGAAGUUCAUGAGUUCGCCCAGCCUCAGUGACCUGGGCAAGAGAGAGCCGGCCGCCGCCUCCGCGGACGAGCGGGGCACCCAGCAGCGCCGGGCCUGUGCCAACGCCACCUGGAACAGCAUCCACAGCGGGGUGAUCGCCGUCUUCCAGCGCAAGGGGCUGCCCGACCAGGAGCUGUUCACCCUCAACGAAGGCGUCAGGCAGCUGCUGAAGACAGAGCUGGGGUCCUUCUUCACGGAGUACCUGCAGAACCAGCUGCUGACAAAGGGCAUGGUGAUCCUGCGGGACAAGAUCCGCUUCUACGAGGGACAGAAGCUGCUGGACUCGCUGGCGGAGACGUGGGACUUCUUCUUCAGCGACGUGCUGCCCACCCUGCAGGCCAUCUUCUACCCAGUGCAGGGCAAGGAGCCGUCGGUGCGCCAGCUGGCCCUGCUGCACUUCCGCAACACCAUCACCCUCAGCGUGAAGCUGGAGGACGCGCUGGCCCGCUCCCACGCCCGCGUGCCCCCCGCCAUCGUGCAGAUGCUGCUGGUGCUACAGGGCGUGCACGAGUCCCGCGGCGUGACCAAGGACUACCUGCGCCUGGAGACGCUGGUCCAGAAGGUGGUGUCGCCCUACCUGGGCACCUACGGCCUCUACUCCGGCGAGGGCUCCUUCACACACUCCUGCAUCCUGGAAAAGCACCUGCUGCGCCGCUCCCGCUCCGGGGACGUCCUGGCCAAGAACCCGGUGGUGCGCUCCAAGAGCUACAACACGCCGCUGCUGAACCCCGUGGCCGAGCACGAGGCCGAGGGCACGGCGGCCGGGGGCGCGGGCAUCCGCCGACACUCCGUCUCCGAGAUGACGUCCUGCCCCGACGCGCCCGGCCAGGGCCCCGCGGGGGACUGCACACCCUCCCCGGGCGCCCAGUCGGGGCCCUGCCCCAGCAGACUGUACCCCCCGUCGCAGCCCCCGGAGCCCGGGCCCGCCUGCGGCUCCCCGCCCUCCUCCAGCCCCGAGCACCUGGUGGACCAGAUCCUGGAGUCCGUGGACUCGGACUCCGAAGGCAUCUUCAUUGACUUUGGCCGGCGCAGCGGGUCGGGCGCCUCGGAGUUCGAGGGGGCCCGGGGGCGGCAGAGCAUCGUGUGAAGGCCGCGUGUUUUUUACAGAGCCCCAGUGUGUGCCUGCCUGUGUGUGUGUGUGUGUGUGUGUGUGGUUUUUACUCUGUCCCCGCCGGUCCCCGGUCAGCCUCGGCCACUGCAGCAUCUCCCUCUUCGUUGGAAAAACCAUCGCUGCUCCCCUCCCCCGGCCCCAGUGCCACUCUGUUCUGGGGCGUCUGCACCCGGGGCUUCGCCUGCCUCCUGCAGGUCACCCGGUGCACGGGCCACCCUCACGUGCGUAGGACGGGCAUCACCACUCACUCCACCCAGCACGCCACGCCCACACCCGCGGAGACUGCGACUGGCCAUUGGCCAGGCCCCAGAAGGACCCUCAGACCCACCUGCCACCUCCCCACUCCCCACAGCACACCCUGUGGGUGACUGUCCCAGACCCUGGGCGCCGCCUGCCCGCACUUGCCAUGGGCAGGACGAGGGAGGAAUAAAACUUGUCAGCCCUGCUCGUG